Molecule: messenger RNA, 1527 nt
Organism: Cyclopterus lumpus (lumpfish)
Lineage: Eukaryota; Metazoa; Chordata; Actinopteri; Perciformes; Cyclopteridae
Product: macrophage mannose receptor 1-like
Exons: 5
Coding region: 1-867 (288 amino acids)
Source: RefSeq, a predicted model, not a curated record
AUGAACUGGACCGACGCUCAGCAAUACUGCAGAGAGAAAUACAGCGACCUGGCGACCUUGGAUAGCAUCGAUGACGUCAGGAGGCUACCUGACGUCAUCGGGCUCACAUGGAUCGGACUGCGCGACGACCCACAAUCCUGGAAGUACAGCAUGGGCAACGACACCAACUCCUGGAGGUGGUCAGCGACCGGGGGAACCGGCAGAACCAGCAGAACCGGUUACCAGAACUGGAAGGCAUCUCAACCGUCCGGCUCAACGGAAAGUCAAUUGUGUAUCUGGAUGUCAUCUGGUGGAACAUGGAGCGACGCGGGUUGUGAAACAGCUUUAUAUUUCCUCUGUUACACCCAAACAACCCAAACUGAUAAAACCUAUGUGCUCAUAUAUAUGGUGAAAAAGUGGUCCGAUGCCCGCGACUACUGCCGAGAACACCACACCGACUUGGCUAUGAUCGAGAAUGAUGAAGAAAACAAAGCGGUCGCUGCACAAUUAGGCGGAUAUUACGGUUGGAUCGGUCUGUACCGAGUGCGCUGGACUUGGUCCGACAAGUCCCAGAGCUCCUUCAGAUUCUGGGGUCCAGGCGCCCCACAAUACUUCCAUAGCCAAGAAGACUGCGUCGCUAUGAGAUCUUUACACAAAUGGGACGACGCCAACUGUAAAUCAGAGUAUCAUUUCAUGUGCCAUCAAGUUCUAAAAUUGAAGACCAAGCUCAGGUUGAAGUUUAAGACCAGCGCUGACAUCACAGAUCCAGCUUCCAACGCCCAGAUCCUGCAGCAGCUGAGUGUGGCGCUCACGAGGCAGGGGUGGACCGACUUCAAGCUGAAAUGGAAUGCUCCGCCCAGAAAGCAGGAGAAACGCACAGAAUUUUAAAACGACUUGAAAACCAGCGUGGUUUAGAAUUGCUUUGGUUGUUUUAAAACAUAUUUAAACUCUGCUGUGACUAACAAUUAUUAUUAUAUACUAUUUUUAGUCUUGUGGAAUCUGAACCCCAUUAAUCCAAAGUAGCUAAAGUUGCCUUUUAGUUUGGGUUAUUUGAUCUGCUAUGUAAACGUUUUAAAGAAUAAUGGUCAUAAGAAAUUGAGACCAAAAUAUAUUCUGUAUUCUACUUUAGUUUUUUUUCUCAGGAUUCAGCUUCUCCUGAAGAUGUCUGCGUGUGUUUUAGAUAUGACAGAAUAAUGUAGAUUACAGUUCAUACAAGACGUUGGACAUAAUAAUAAUAGAUAAUAGAAUAAUAAUGAAGGCAUGGCAGCGUUGUCUGUUCAAUGUAUUUUGUUUAUAUCUGUUAUAGUGUGUGAGACGUACAUUGUUUUUAUUUUUCCUCUUGCCCCUGAAGGUAAUUUACUUAAAUUAAAAUCUUCUUUCUUUUAACACUCAACGGAGACUACGUUUAUAAAAAUGACAAAAUAAAGUCACCUUUCAAACAUCAUGGUCACACAAAACCAAGGUGACUUUUGUCAUACGGUUUAUUUGUUUAUUCAAAUAUGAGCAUAAACAAAUGUAGCACCGCACAGGAUGCUUCUCUGAAAGGUG